This is a messenger RNA of Kazachstania africana CBS 2517, 462 nucleotides long. It is a transcript of the gene RAD6, whose product is annotated as E2 ubiquitin-conjugating protein RAD6. Gene Ontology annotation, cellular component: HULC complex. NCBI's taxonomy places the organism in Eukaryota, Fungi, Ascomycota, Saccharomycetes, Saccharomycetales, Saccharomycetaceae. Gene Ontology annotation, biological process: protein polyubiquitination; DNA repair; proteasome-mediated ubiquitin-dependent protein catabolic process. The record is from RefSeq and is a predicted model, not a curated record. The coding region runs from base 1 to 462 and encodes 153 amino acids. The transcript has a single exon. Gene Ontology annotation, molecular function: ubiquitin conjugating enzyme activity.
AUGAAGGAAGAUGCACCACCAGGUGUUUCCGCCUCUCCAUUACCAGAUAAUGUUAUGGUAUGGAAUGCAAUGAUCAUUGGGCCAGCUGAUACCCCAUACGAGGAUGGUACAUUUAGAUUGUUACUAGAAUUUGAUGAAGACUAUCCAAAUAAGCCACCACAUGUCAAAUUUUUGAGUGAAAUGUUCCACCCUAACGUUUAUGCAAAUGGUGAAAUUUGUUUAGAUAUUUUACAGAAUAGAUGGACACCAACGUAUGACGUUUCCUCCAUCUUAACUUCCAUUCAAAGUUUAUUUAAUGAUCCAAAUCCAGCGUCUCCUGCAAAUGUUGAAGCGGCCACAUUAUUUAAAGAUCAUAAAUCUCAGUAUGUGAAGAGAGUGAAAGAAACAGUAGAAAAAUCCUGGGAAGAUGAUAUGGAUGAUAUGGAGGAUGAUAGUGAUGAAGAGGAUAACGAUGAGGAAUGA